ACCAGUUGUCAGUGUACAGUUAACGGUGAGACGUACUCUCGGCAAGAGAAUAAACCUGUUAAUAACAAAACGUCUCUUGGUAAUCUUGUAUUUACCAUUUACUUACCUUUUUAAACGGACACGUGUAUGGCCCUGUGAUCGGCGUUAUAAUUAGGAACGGCCAGUCUUUAAUUGCACUUAGUAUGUUGCAACAAAGUGGGCGUCUCCUUUCAGGUGGAUAUUAUUGCUGAUUACAUUUACAAAGGUCGACAGAUAUGAAAAACGAUACGAAGAGAAAAGAUGGCGUCAAAGCGAAGACGUAACUGUAUGGACAAACUGGAGUCCAGUCUAUAUGGUGUAUGUAUAGAAUCAUCAGUUAUAACAUUAACAACUAUAUCCGUCCUAGCCAUUACAGGAGAAUUACUUAUAGGACUCAAAAUCAUACAAGAACCGCCAAAUUCCAAUGGAAGGGUGGAGAUCACUGGUCACAACGUAACUACGGUCCAACCAACCGAUCAAACAGAUGGUGGAAGCAAGAGUGAUUCUAUUCAAACGGAAGGAGAUAAUUUGUCCACAAAUUUAGUCCUCGCCAGCAGUGUCUUUCAUUAUAUCAGCCUUGUUAUUGCAGCAUUAUUUCUUAUUGAGAUUACAUUGAAAAUCAUAUCUCGAGGGAAACCGUUUUGUAUAUCACCAAUACAGAUAUGUGAUUAUUUUAUUAUUUUGGUUGCUCUUGGUCUAGAGAUAAGUUUUUCGAUUGUUACUUUACCUCAGCCAUAUUGGGAGGCUCUGACGUAUGUUAUUAUAUUGAGGUAUUGGAGAAUACCAUAUGUGUGCAAUAUUCGAGCAGAUGCUAGACGAGUAGAAUUUGAACAAGAAAUAGAAUCAUGGCGGAUAGCUAAACAGAAAUCCGACGAAAAAUGUCGUAAUAUUCAAUACAAGCUAGAUCACUAUAAGUUGGACCAUAUGGUAAAUAGUAAAACUAAUGGCCACAUACCAGGUAAAAAAGCAGACAGAAAAGAAUCAAUUAAAAAACGAAGCAACUCAGAUCCAACAAUAAAUGGAGUAGGAGUAUCGAACGACAAAACGCCAAAUGGCAUUACAAAAUCUUCACAAAACAAUGGUCACAGUAUAAUGAUAGAGGAUGGUGAAGAUUGUGUGGAUAGUAAAGUAAACAAUUCUAAAAGUGCUGACAAUAAAGACAAUGUUAAACCUGUGAAAUCUGUGAACUUUGACGUGAGCUUUGAUACCGAUGCUACUCCGUCCCCGUCGAUCUCCCCUGCGCGUCAUCUUAACGUGUCACAGAAAGGUGGUUACACGCGUACAGACAGUGAAAGCUCUAUAUCGUACCAGGCAACAGAGGAAGAAGUUAUUGUUCAGAUAGAAACUCUAAAGUCUCCUCCAAUUUCUCCAACAGACGAUACUUCAAGUCUUUUACCGGGUGACCAGUAUAAAGAGGAGUAUGUGUUUGAUAAUGUAAUGUUUGAAGAUGAAGAUGAUUUAGUUCUGAGAAAAGAUUUACAAGUUAUGGCUGAUAUUGAUGGAACGAAAACAUAUAGAAGUGCCGAUGGUAUACCAAUGACGUCAUUGUAACUUAUAAAAGAAUGCGAGAGAAUAUGGAUGCUAUAUUUAAUUAUAUAAUUAUAUCAAAAAGAAAAUAGUUUGUUACCUGAGCAUCAUAGAUAUCGUUUGUUAAGUCGACGAAAAGCAAAACUUACAGCUAAGAAUAUCCAGAAGUUAUUUUCAUUAAGAAAUGCAAACUUUGAUUUUAUACUCAAGUUAAGCAAAAAACUUGGGAUCAGACAAUUGUUUAAAUUUUUAGUCCAGUUACUUGGAGAUUUCAGUUGUGGAAUUGACUUUAAUCAAAUCCGUAGCUAUCAAUUGGAUAUUUAAUGAAAGUAGCUAAAAUUGAUGUAUACGCGGAAGCCAAAAUGUGAAGGAUAAAGGUGGUUAAAAUAGUUUAGAAUGAACCUGUGUAUAUCUGCCAAAGCCCCGACUAAGAUACAUAGCAUAGCCAUCACAACGUCAUAAAAACACCAGAGAAAUGGUUUAAUAUUUAUUGAAGUUAAGACAGUGAUUUAAGUUAUAAAAAGGUCUUCAAUCAUAUAGUUAUUUACAAUAUAUAAUAGACUGUGAUUUCAACAUAAAAUGUAAAUUAAUCGUUUAUAUACACAAUAACUCGCUCAAUAUAAUAUAUAUAUAUAUAUUUAUUACAAAUUUGUAAAAUAUGCGAUGAAUUGAAUAA
Patella vulgata (common limpet) is the source of this 2221-nucleotide messenger RNA. Its product is annotated as transmembrane protein 266. NCBI's taxonomy places the organism in Eukaryota, Metazoa, Mollusca, Gastropoda, Patellidae. Gene Ontology annotation, biological process: proton transmembrane transport. The coding region runs from base 280 to 1569 and encodes 429 amino acids. The record is from RefSeq and is a predicted model, not a curated record. Gene Ontology annotation, cellular component: plasma membrane. Gene Ontology annotation, molecular function: voltage-gated proton channel activity. The transcript is spliced from 10 exons.